UAUGCAUACAUAUUUAUUUUUGGCAAACCUGCACAAUGGUUAAUCGGGUUACUUGUUUGUUGGUGAUUUUAGUAAAUUUUGGUUCCUAUAAUGCAUAUGAGAUACCAAAGGUUACAUUUGAGGCCUUUUAUCCUAAGGGCCUAAGAGUUUCCAUACCUGCUGAAAAGGGUGUAAAUAUAUUUGCUGUCCAUGGUAAUAUAAACGAGGAAAUUCAAGAAAAGGAACCCGGAGAGUUCCACGAUGAUGUCACAUCUCCUAGAAAUGGCCGGUUUUCCUAUUUCAAUCCUGAGUUGACGCUGCAAAAAAACGAUGUUGUCCACUAUUGGGUGUUUGUGCAGCACGAUCGACGUCAACUUUUAAAACUGGAUCAAAGUUGGACCGUCAAUGAGUUACUCCCACUGGAAAACAUUAACUGCAAACAAGGCAUUUCAAAAGUAGACGGGAAAAGCAGCUGUGCAGAAGAUACAAUCUUAUUUUCGAAAUUUAAUUCAAUAGACUCGACCAACUGGCUAGUGGAACAAUAUAUACCCAGUCACCCAGACUGGGAAUUUAAUAUUUACCAAGCAUCUCCUGAUAUUGUCAAUAUUGAAAAUGAGAUGCUUCACAUUCGUCCUAAAUUACAAGAGCAAAAUGCAAAGAGGGAUUUAGAUUUAAACCCCGGAUGUACUCGCAAAGAUAAAAACUGUUUCAGACCGUACAUUUCCGUUUACAACCCCCCGGUUGUAUCAGGGAAACUACAGUCAAAAAAAUCGUUUUGCUUUGGAAAUGUGACCGUAAAAGCCAAACUGCCUAUAGGAGACUAUUUGUAUCCAAAAAUCUACCUCGAAGACGUAAUUGAUCCCCAGAGGAGAAUCCUUAUAGCAUAUGCUAGGGGGAAUAAGAAUUACGUCUCAGCCAACGGGGUGGAUGAUGGGGGUUGCAAAUAUUUCGGAGGGCCCUACACUAAAGUUUCUGAGCCUCAAAAAUCGAAGUAUUUGUCCAGUUUUAAAAAUGACAAAGUUAUUGGCAGUGAAUGGCAUACAUUCACACUUAUAUGGAAACCAGAUUUAAUUGAUCUUUUUAUGGAUGGUAUGCAUGUGGGUCACCACGGAAGCGAAACCCUUGACACCACCGGAUUUAAUCAAGAUAAAAUGGUUCGUAUCGUAUUGGGAGUAGGAGUGGGAGGACCCUAUGAAUUCCCUGAUGGCUAUAAAACUUCAGGAGUCGUUAAACCAUACAUAAAUCAGCACAGAGAGGCCAUUAAAGAAUUUUUGGAGAGCAAACAUUCCUGGCUUAACUCGUGGAGUGACGAUAGUCAAUUAGUUGUGGAUUAUGUGUCUGUAAUUGCUUUGUAAAUAAACCAAUUAAUGUCAA
This is a messenger RNA of Anthonomus grandis grandis, 1353 nucleotides long. RefSeq names its product beta-1,3-glucan-binding protein-like (gene Gnbp2). Gene Ontology annotation, biological process: carbohydrate metabolic process. Gene Ontology annotation, molecular function: carbohydrate binding; hydrolase activity, hydrolyzing O-glycosyl compounds. The transcript is spliced from 7 exons. Lineage: Eukaryota; Metazoa; Arthropoda; Insecta; Coleoptera; Curculionidae. The record is from RefSeq and is a predicted model, not a curated record. The coding region runs from base 36 to 1334 and encodes 432 amino acids.